UCAGAUUGAUAUUGUCGUCGUGGUGAAAAGUCUGUAUUUGAAGCGGCUCCAAAGGCACCGUUUGUUGAGCAGACUAACCACCACGAGCAUUUUCUAGAUAAGCGCCUGAGCGCUGAUCGAAGGCCGCUUUGAAAAUGAACUUGCCGCAAACUACUCACCUCUAUAUAUCGGUUUCAUUGUUGUUGGCGGUCUCGUUCACAAGUGUUUUCUCCAGGACCACCCUUACACAAGACCGCUCCAGUACUAGAAAUGAAACAGGUGUGGAGAAGUCUUGUAUGGCACGAGUUCUUCAUCUUCUACCAUCUACAGCUCUUCGCCUUAGCAUACAGGACACAGAGACACUGCUAGCAAAUCUACGUCAACCCAUUGAUCAGCUCGACUACGCCAACGCUGACACCGCAUCCCUAUCUGCUUUACUAGGUGGACGGCAGAAUGCUGAAAUGCUGGUACUGUGUCUGAGUGGGCAGCUUGAGCAAUGUCGCCAAAGUCCCCCGUGCAGCAAUGCAGGAAAAUGCAUUUUCAGCGGUUCUCGACAAGGGAGAGGCUCGUCGUACAUUUGCAACUGCAAUGAUGGUCAUUCUGGAACGUAUUGUCAGACCGAGUGGCUGGAUGCAAGAACGUUCCGAAAGUACGCAAACACAGUGCAUCAAAUCAGUGACCAGAUGAAGAACCUGGAGCGAGGGAUAGACGCAGCGAGACAUGAGGACGUCAGUCGGAUCGAAACCUUUCUCCAGAGACUUGAGCAAAAAGUCAUGACUAAGUUCAAUUCCACUUUGACUCAGCUCUCAUCUGAAGUUGUAGCACCGAAUCACCGCCUGGAUGAAGGCCAAGGAAAUCAAGAAGCAAAUGCGUCGUGUGAACGAACUAACCACGGGCAAUCAGGAUUGUUCACUGGUACAACAACGACUACGACAUUCACUGCAUACUGUGACCGAGAGACUGAUGGAGGUGGCUGGAUUGUGUUUCAGAGAAGACAGGAUGGCUCAGUGGACUUUUACCGUGACUGGAAUGCAUACAAACGAGGAUUCGGAUCAGCGUCUGGAGAGUUCUGGCUGGGUCUAGAUACACUACACUAUCUGACGUCACAAGCUGGUAGUACUUAUGAACUGCGUAUUGAUAUGGUGUUCAAGACAACUGCAGAGAAGCAUUAUGCCAAGUGGUCAACAUUCCGUGUUGAAGGUGAAGCUAACAAUUACAGACUACAUGUUUCAGGAUUCUCAAGCCCUACCUUGGUGGACAGCAUGAGAACCCACAAUGGACAACAGUUCAGUACUCGAGACCGUGACCAUGACUCUUCCCAUGGAGGAGACUGUUCCAAUCUGUACAAGGGUAGUUGGUGGUAUAGAAACUGUUACGAUGUCAAUGUCAAUGGAUUGUAUGGACGUAGUGAUGGAGACAACACUGGUGUAGUGUACUUUCAAAACGGGUCCAAGAGUUUGAAGUUUGUGGAAAUGAAGUUAAGAAAGCGUGGAUAAAACCCAAUGCACUACUAGAUUCACUACACACAAUGUGCUCAUUUGCAUCCAAAUGCAACAUUCUACACUUUUAAACGUCUUAACUAGAUUCCUCUUUUCAUGGUGGCUUUUCUCUAUCCUUGAAAAUAUGUAUACCGCAUUCCACCCAUAAAUGUCUUUUGCAGGAGAGUCAGCCUGCCAUUCGAUUCUUAAUCACCGGUUUCCAAAAAGGCAGUAAUGCUUUCGUUUAACAUAAUAUUGAUACACACAUGCACUAAGGGAGUGUUUACCAUUUCAGGGCAUUGCGCGCAUCCUCAUAACCAGCUUCUCCGCCACCAUAGAACACAUUGAUCUCCUAGGAGCGCUUUCGUUUUAUAAUUUUUAUCAGCGAGCCAUCGUGGUAACAAGAAUACAAUCAUUUUUUCUUAUAUACUGGACUUUUCCUGUCUACUACAAUCACCCGCAUUCUCUCACUAGCCAUCUGAACAUUAACCAUCUAGCGCUAUACACUUUACCAGCUGUUUUCUAUGUUGUUUUACAUCACUAAUUGCUUAAACCAGACACACUGUUUUUGUUACUCA
Sycon ciliatum is the source of this 2035-nucleotide messenger RNA. Its product is annotated as fibrinogen alpha chain-like. The record is from RefSeq and is a predicted model, not a curated record. The transcript is spliced from 6 exons. NCBI's taxonomy places the organism in Eukaryota, Metazoa, Porifera, Calcarea, Leucosolenida, Sycettidae. Bases 135 to 1475 code for a protein of 446 amino acids.